Messenger RNA from Neltuma alba, 1261 nucleotides. Its product is annotated as organelle RRM domain-containing protein 6, chloroplastic. Gene Ontology annotation, molecular function: RNA binding. The transcript has 4 exons. Bases 695 to 976 code for a protein of 93 amino acids. NCBI's taxonomy places the organism in Eukaryota, Viridiplantae, Streptophyta, Magnoliopsida, Fabales, Fabaceae. The record is from RefSeq and is a predicted model, not a curated record.
UGUCUUGCGUCAUCAACGUCUCCACGGAAAGAAAACCCCGCGCCUGCCCGCGUCGCUCUUCCCUCACUCUAAUCGAUUCGCUGCACUCAGACGCCUGACUCGGUAAUUUUCUCAGCCGCCGCCUGUCGGCCGUUGUCUCUCCUUCUUCGUGUUCGCUGUAGCUCAAGCUUUUCUCCCAAAGCAUCUCCUUCUACGCUUCGUGUGCUUCUUGUCCAGCGCAUCCUUCGUGCUCUAGUUGAAGCCGAGCUUCUCGCCCUCCACCGUGGCCUCUCACUCUUGGACCUUCCUGAGUUCUUGUGCUUUUGCCUUCUUUCUCCAGAUUUGUUGUCUCUCCAUUUCUUGACUUUGCUUGAUAUUCUGCAAUUCAUGAAUGAGUUUUGCAAUCCGUGAGCUCUGAGUGUUCGAUUUUAAUGAAUUAAUUAGAUUCGAUCCUUCUAGACUGCUGGGUGAUUGGGUGUUCUGGUCUAGGGGGUGUUUGGGGGUUCAUCUUAAUGAAUUAAUUAGCAAGGCUUUAUUUAUUUUUAAAAUUUUAAAAUUUGUUCCAAUCCUGGAGGCCACAUUUUCUCCAAGGCUCUGAUUCCCUUCUCGUCCUUCAUCUUCGUGCUCCACGGCUCCGAUCAGCCCGGCGCCUCCUAAAGCUGAGACAUUUUCUUCAAUUUUGUGCAAUAGGAUAGGUUCGUUCUGAGAAAUUGAGAUGGUUCAAAGACUUGGGACUCGACUCUUCGUGAGCAGAUUAUCAUUCUUCACAACAGAUAGCCAACUCAGAAAGCUGUUUUCUCAAUUUGGAAUAAUCACUGAAGCUAGGCUAGUGAAGGACCCAAAAACUCAAAGGCCUAAAGGAUUUGGCUUUGUUUCCUAUGAGUCAGAAAUUGAAGCAGAGAAGGCUAUGAACGCCAUGAAUGGCAGGAUAAUGGAUGGAAGGCUUAUUUUUGUGGAACCUGCAAAAGCUACUAGACCUAAAGAUGGUGCUUUUUGAUGUGGCAAACACGAGAGAACAGAGAACAUCUUGAGAAAAGAGGGACAAUAGAAGAACAAGAGGGAAACACGAGAGGAGACAGAAAGCAUAUCUUUAUUUUUUGUUUUUUUUUAAUACCUGGAUACUGCGCUUCAUUAAUUUGAACAGUCAAUCAUACGUUUGGAUAUGCUUUGCUGUCUAUUUAUAAUAUCAUAGCCGUAUCUACGGUACUCCUUAACAAACUCAACAAACUAACGGAAAUACAAUCAUAAACCCAUCUAGAUGUCUAACGGCUAGUAACCGUUA